CACUCCUCACCCCACAAUGCCCCACAAUGCAGGGUAUCUGCCAUCAGUACACGGCGUGGCACAGAAGUGAAUGUGUGUAUUUCUGUAUGUGUACACUUUUGUCUCGGCUUCAGAUGCGACAGCGGAGGGAUGCACCAAACUGGCUAACGGCGACAUGGAGUGCGCUACAUUCAAAGAUGUCUGCGAUUAUCACACGGUUCGCACGAGCAGACGCAGGGCACGAUGGAGGCAGAGCUGAUUGUGUUGUAUGCAGUAUGACUACGCCAACCUCGUGACGGUCGACAAUAAUGACAGAUGCUGCUGUGACCUCGCAAGCCUCACCACCCCUACAACCACAGAAGUCGGUUGCUGCUGCGACGAGAGUGAUCCGCCCGACACUUUCCAGAGCGCCAUGUGCGGCACUGCGACAAAAAACCGACGGUUAGUUGCCUACUCACGCAGACAGCUGGCACGAUGGAAAUAAUGUGUGUGUGAUGUCUGGGAUGUGUGGGAUGAAUGGCUUCUUGCAGUGCUGGUAGCGGACGUGACAAUGACGAAGAGAGCGAUGGCGGUAGGUGGGAGGGAGGGGAGGAAGAGGGGUGUUGGGUUGGGCUCACUUGUGCGCUGGCGUGUGUAUGCAGGCCGAGACGGCACGAGCAAAUAGGCUCACAAAUUCUGGUAGGGCGACGCGGCGAAUUUUCUGUGAUGCCUCUCUUGAUGGUUGGCUGUUUUUCUGACACUCUGGUGUCUCUGGUAUUUGUUUAGCUACUAAUUGACGUCCAUCUGCUGCUGAUUCUAUGGAAAAGAAGCGACCCAAGCCGUCGGUCUGCUUCUGAAUGUGCAUGUUCGUGAUGAUUGCCUUUUCUGUCCUUCGUGUUGAUUUCGCUUGCAUGAUGCCACUGACGCUGCUGGUGUGUCUUUGCCUUUGCUUUUGCCUUUGGUUGUCUGUCUGUCUGUCUGUCAUCAUCCGGUCUUUUCAGGUACCUGCGUGACUGAUUGUGGCCUGUGGCAUGGAUGGAUAGAUUUCUCGGUCGUUUCUCGCUUUGAUUGGAUGUCUGGGCUCUGCGUGUCGACACGUCUUGUCUUUACGUGUGUGUCGACGGAAAUGGGGGGGCUGUGCAUGUGAUUUGAGUGCUGAGGCGCAAAAUGGGUGUUCUCUCACCCGUGGGUCAACGGCCCAUCCUCCCUACCGUGUCUGUCCGUACGUGUGUACGAACGUACUCUGUGCCAAUGGUCAGCGGAAGAUGGCCAGGGCUUCCAUCUGCUGUGGCCAGACGGGACGGAGCAAGAGCCAGCUCUGCCUUUGCUUGUGUUCUUCUCGGUGGAUUGAUAUGUUAUGCACGCGUGGCCCGGGGACACACGGGCAGUCAUCAACCGAUCGAGGCUGCCUGGAGUGAAGCGAAAGAAAGGAUGGCUGUUCUUUUCUUUCAGCCAUGCCGUACUGCCGUUUGUUUCGUACAUGAUAACGGUACAUGCAAGUGCUUCAUCGGUGUCUUGUCGCUUCGUGCUGUGACGAUCGGUCACUACUGACGUACACCAGUAAUGUCUUGACGUCAGUACUGCAUUCGUCAAGCUUAAGAGACAUCUCGGAGGCAGAGGAUGCAAACCUUAGAUGAAGUCAGCUUGCGUGAAAUAAAUGCCAUCGACACUUGUUCUUGUGUGUGCAUUACUACUCAUGUACUGCACUAGUAUUAUAACGGAUUAGUAUUGUG
This is a messenger RNA of Vitrella brassicaformis, 1691 nucleotides long. The record is from the annotation of a GenBank genome assembly. NCBI's taxonomy places the organism in Eukaryota, Vitrellaceae.